Geodia barretti is the source of this 703-nucleotide messenger RNA. Lineage: Eukaryota; Metazoa; Porifera; Demospongiae; Tetractinellida; Geodiidae. The record is from the annotation of a GenBank genome assembly.
AUCAUUUAGCUUCGCCCUUCCUCUGUUCUGGGCGGUUUUUGUGCCCGCAAAACACGCCGCGUUCCCUCUUCGUUACUUCUCGUAACUCACAUCGAGCAGUCGUGUUGGCGCCCAGAGAUCGAUGGCUACUGUAGGCGGGGACCAAGUCUGGAUGUGGAAGAAACCACUCCCUCCAAGUGAAGCCACACUCAGGAAGGUCUUUGAGAACACCAGUGACCUCUGUGGCCUCUGCGUCCGUCUCUCCAUCCCUCGUGAUAAGAGAGAUGUUGACAGUGCAGUAGAGUACUAUGUGCAGAGUACAGAUCCAAUGAAAAUCAGAAAGAUGAUAUACUGGCUGGACCGUAUUGGAGACACAAGUCUAGCGGACUCAGUGAUGGAGUAUGCAGAGCUACCAGCAGAUCCAUCCCUCAUUCCACACCUUCUCAUACCAGUCUUUACUGCCAUAUCUGGAGACUUGGGGAUGUUUACUGGCUACACUACAGUACCAGAUGCCAGGGCUGCUCUCUUCCGUAAGAACUUCAGUGAUUGUGAUCAAGUCACUGUUGAGGCUGGGAAGUACUACGCUCUCUAUCGUCCUCAUCCCAGCUGGAAAAACUUAUCCCGCAAGCUCUAUAGAGCUGGAGAAACAAAGGCUGUGGGGAUUGCCAAACCUCACGUACAGACUGUGAUUGGUAUGUAAUUGACGAGUAAAGUGAGCCUACCU